AUGCCUGCUAGUGAAAACGUUCAGAGGAAUGACUCUUCGCUGGCCCAUAGAGAGCUGCGUUUCGGCUGGAAGAAGGGUGUGUCCCAGAGCUUUUACCUGGGAGCAAUGAUGAUCUUGUCAAGCAUUUCAGUGAGACCAGCCCAAGUUUUUAGGGUGGGGAUCCAGACUGGUUAUACGUCCCGCCAGUCCUUCUCCCAGAGGAAGGCAGAAACACCUCAAAGCCUGCAUACUCUAGAUCAUAUUAAUGCAUCAAUGUCAACUCAUCCUAUCGCAUCUCUGAGACUGAAGUCCGUGCUAAGUCAUGCUGGGAAAAUAUUGGAUAGGAAAUCCAUAUCAGUACUUAGUAGCACUUUGUUGUCCAAAUUCUCUUUUGCAGGGCGUUGCCUAAUGUACAAGGAGCGAGCAGGCUCAGUGUUGCAGCUGGGCUUACUGCACUCCCUUCCACAAAGAAAAAGUUGUUUUGAUCCAGAAGAUUCUCAACAGCUCGUGGCCUGUAGUCUCUGCCUCUUCCCACCACUCCCGCCAAUUUCUGUCAGAGUGGUGGUGGAAGUUAACAGUGAAUUUCAAAUCCAGGUAAGAGAUUACAACGUUAAAAAUGGCACUAUCAAAUGGCAUUCAAUCCGAAGGCAAAAACGUGAAUGGAUCAAGUUCGCUGCAGCCAUUCGUGAAGGUGAAGACAAUUCAAAGAGAAACCCAAUCGCCAAAAUUCACUCAGAUUGUGCUGCAAACCAGCAAGUUACAUAUCGCAUCACUGGAGUAGGAAUUGAUCAACCACCUUAUGGGAUCUUUGUUAUUAAUCAAAAAACGGGUGAAAUCAAUAUAACAUCCAUAGUUGACCGGGAGGUCACUCCUUUUUUCAUUAUCUAUUGUAGGGCUCUGAAUUCCCUGGGCCAAGAUUUAGAGAGGCCUCUUGAGCUCAGAGUCAGGGUUCUGGAUAUAAAUGACAAUCCUCCUAUAUUUUCUAUGUCUACGUUUGUAGGACAAAUAGAAGAAAAUUCCAAUGCAAACACACUGGUGAUGAUACUCAACGCUACUGAUGCAGAUGAACCAAAUAAUUUGAACUCAAAAAUAGCCUUCAAGAUCAUAAGACAGGAACCUUCUGAUUCACCAAUGUUUAUUAUCAACAGAUACACUGGAGAAAUUCGAACAAUGAAUAACUUUCUAGACAGAGAGCAAUAUAGCCAGUAUUCUCUUGCUGUAAGAGGUUCAGACAGAGAUGGAGGGAUAGACGGUGUAUCAGCAGAGUGUGAAUGCAGCAUUAAAAUACUCGACGUCAAUGAUAACAUCCCAUACAUGCAACAGUCUUCUUAUUCCAUAAGUAUCCAAGAAAAUGCUCUAUAUUCAGACCUACUCCAGAUUACAGUAAUUGAUUUGGAUGAGGAGUACUCAGAUAACUGGAUAGCAGUAAUUUUUUUUGUCUCUGGAAAUGAGGGAAAUUGGUUUGAAAUCGAAAUGAAUGAAAGAACCAAUGUGGGAACUUUAAAGGUUGUUAAGCCCCUGGAUUAUGAAGCGAUGCAGAAUGUGCAACUAAGUAUUGCUGUCAGAAACAAAGCCGAAUUCCAUCAUUCGGUUAUGUCUCAGUAUAAAGUCACGGCAACUGCAGUCUCGGUGACGGUGGAAAAUGUAAUAGAAGGUCCAGUGUUCCGUCCAGGCUCCAAGACGUAUGUUGUAAAUAGUAAAAUGGGAGCCAAUUAUAGAGUGGGAGACUUCGUAGCCACUGACCUGGACACAGGCCUGCCUUCAACAACUGUCAGAUAUGUAAUGGGAACUAAUCCAGGCAACCUGCUAGCUGUUAAUUCAAGAACAGGUGCAAUUACUUUGGUAAAUCAAGUUACCAGGGAACAAUAUGAUAUGCUUGGGGGAAAAUACCAAGGAACAAUUCUAUCUAUAGAUGAUGCUUCUCAGAGAACUUGCACUGGCACAAUUAUUAUCGUACUUGAAGGUUCUGACUGGGGAGGAUCUGGUGGCACCAGUACCACUACAAGUACUGGAAGUAGUACUGGAGGUGGUACUGAUUCGGGCACAGGUGUACGGUAUACUCCCACAAACUAUGACACCACGAGUCCAUCCGACAGAGAAAACGGGCACACACCAAGUAUCAAUCCACUUAGAAAUCCUAUUGAUAAUGUACAUUUCGGUCCUGCUGGCAUUGGGCUACUCAUCUUGGGAUUCUUGCUCUUAGGCUUGGUUCCAUUUUUGCUGACCUAUUGUGAUUGCGGAGGUGCCGCUGGUGACAGAGCCGGUUUUGAGCCUGUUCCCGAAUGUUCAGAUGGAGCAAUUCAUUCAUGGGGGGUUGAAGGACCGCAGCCUGAACUCAGAGACUUGACCACCGCCGUCUGCGUGCCACAGCCACUACCUGAUAAUGCAAAUAUAAUGGAAUGUGUUGACAACACAGGAGUUUACACAAACGAGUACUGUGCCAGAGAAAUGCAAGAUCUGGGAGGAGGAGAAAGAGCGUCAGGAUUUGAAGUGACGAGUGGAGUUAAAACGUCUGGAGGGCCUGAGAUAUGCCAAGAAUAUUCUGGAACAUUAAGAAGAAAUUCUAUGAGGGAAUGUAGAGAAGGAGGUCUGAAUAUGAAUUUCAUGGAGAGUUACUUCUGUCAGAAAGCAUAUGCAUAUGCAGAUGAAGACGAAGGUCGCCCAUCCAAUGACUGUUUGCUCAUAUAUGACAUCGAAGGUGUAGGUUCCCCCGCUGGCUCCGUGGGUUGUUGUAGCUUCAUUGGAGAAGACUUGGAUGAUAGCUUCUUGGAUACACUGGGGCCUAAAUUUAAGAAGCUGGCAGAUAUAAGUCUGGGGAAAGGAGCUGAUUCCUAUCCAGACCUUGAUCCUUCAUGGCCACCUGAGCAUACUGAACCAGUUUGCCCUCAGCAGGGAACAGAGCCCACUACUGGUAGAUACCCACCAAUUUCACCACAUUUUGGCACUACCACAGUAAUUUCUGAGAGCACCUAUCCCUCGGGACCUGGGGCGCAGCAUCCUAUACCUAUUCCUGAUCCUCUGGGCUAUGGCAAUGUCACUAUGACAGAGUCUUACGCCACCUCUGGCACUCUAAAGCCCUCUGUUCACCUUCAUGAUAAUCGACAAGCAUCAAACGUAGUGGUGACAGAAAGGGUGCUUGGCCCAAUUUCUGGGGCUGAUUUGCAUGGAAUGUUAGAUGUGCCUGAUCUGAGAGAUGGGUCAAACGUUAUCGUGACAGAAAGAGUAAUAGCACCAAGUUCAAGUCUACCCACCUCUUUGAUCAUCCCUGAUCCUAGAGAGGCUUCAAAUGUGGUAGUGACUGAAAGAGUAAUUAGACCAACCUCUGGCGUGACGGGCACUCUGGGGAUGCACCCUGAGUUAUCAAAUGCCCACAAUGUGAUCGUGACAGAGAGGGUUGUUUCUGGCUCUGGCAUAGUUGGAAUUAGUGGCACAGCUGGGAUAAGUGGAAGCAGUGCUGGAGGUGGGGGUCUGAGUGCAGCUGGAGUGAGUGGUGGUGGCAUCGGGCUAAGCAGCCUGGGUGGAGGUGGGGGCCUGAGUGGCAGCAUGGGAGGGACAGCCACCAUUGGCCACGUGAGGAACUCCUCUGACCAUCACUUUAGUCAGACCCUUGGAUCCGCCUCCCCUGGCACAGCUCGAAGUAGGAUCACAAAGUACAGCACAGUGCAAUAUACCAAGUAGUCAGAACCCUGGCAAACUUUUUCACAGUUAUUGUGAUUUGGAUUCAGUUCCUACCACACGAAACACUAAUAACGUCAUUUAUGACGCACAACUAGGUUCUAAGAAAAUUGUGGCACAAAGUGAGAAAGCAGACUGAGAAAAACAAACAGAAACAUUGCUGUAGAAGGAGAGGUCUCCUUAGCAUUUACAAAUAUUUUUUUCUUAGAUUAAUACUAAAGAAAUGAGAAGCAUGAACUAAAAACUUGAGGCAGGUCUUCUUUGUGCCUGUGUGACCUGUAGAGUCUUCUUUGCAUUUGUGUGGCCUGGAGUUUAUAAAUAAAACACAGUCACAUACAAACACCAGCCUUAAGAUUGCAAUUGGCAUAAAUCUCCUUAUUCUCCUUGCUUUGUUUUGAUUUGCCAUAUAGCUCGGGCAGUAUUCAAAAAGAACUAAAACUGUAAGAUGUGCUCAUAUAUGUGGGAAGAAUUCGAAAUGUGUGCCAGGUGCCCUAUCAAUUUCACAGACCGUGUAAAUAAAAAUCCAACCCCAAAUUCAGACCAGAGUUAAAACAAAGUCUGACUACAUAGUCCAGGGCACGAUCUACGAAACACCCUUUCUUUAAUAACUGAACUGUCAUUUGGUGCCGUUGAGUCAGUUUCAACUCAGAGAGACCCCAUGUCACAGAGUAGAACUACCCUGUAGGGCAUCCUAGGCUGUAACCUUUACGGGAGCAGAUCACCAGGUUUUUUGUCCCGCAGUGUUGCUGGUGGGUUUGAACUUCCAACAUUUUGAACUUCCAAUGUUUCAGUUAGCAGCUGAGCGCUUAACUAUUGUGCCACCAGGGCUUCUUAUAAUUGCAUUAGAUAAAAUAAACUUCACUUUAGAAAAUGUUAUCUGGGAGAGAAAUUCCUUAAGAGUGGCAAUAGGUGAGAUUCAUUUGGGGCAAACUGGCAAUGUCUGAGCCUGACUCUUUAAAUGGGGCUUCAGCUAAAUCUCCUUAUGCAGUCAAGAACUUUUCUGAUUCUAGUUUGUGUUUCAUGGUAGAUGUAAUACGGAUGAAUACUGCAAUACUGGUGAGGUUGCAGGAUAUCACACUCUUUUUCUUUUACCGCAGUGGCUCCAAUCUACAAACGGAAACCCUGUCAAGUGUAUUUCUCAGAUAGAAACAAGCAACAUGGUUGUCACAACUAGCGGUAAAUUACCUUCCUGAUAAAAAGUGAAAACCCUGGUGGUGUAGUGGUUAAGCGCUAUGGCUGCUAACCAAAAGGUUGGCAGUUCCAAUCCACCAGGCACUCCUUGGAAACUCUAUGGGGCGGUUUUACUUUGUCCUAGGGGGUCACUAUGGGUCGGAACCAGCUUGACGGCGACGGGUUAAUAAGCAGAUGGGAACUGCACUGUAUUUUGAGAUUGUGGUUUUAGCAAGUGUUAUUCAUUUCUAUCCAGCUCUGUAGUACAUAUCUUCUAAGUUAAAAAUGGUUUAUUUAAGCUGAGCUAUGAAAACAAGCUUGCAGUGUGGAUAAGCUUUGAGGAAUUUUUUUUAAGAGAUUUAAAAAAGUUUUUAGAACAUGUAGUAAAUGUUUGAUGGGGAAAGUUAGGAAAGACUUGUUUGAUAAAGUGAUAACAUUCUAAUUAUUAGCCUUAAUUGAGCUUCAGUACUUUUUUUUUUUUUUAAACAGCCCUCUGCUCCCAUUUUGAAGAGAUCAACCAGGAAUUUUUAACAGUUAACGAUUUUGUGCUGAUAAGAAUGAAAUAGUAUUAGACAAACCCAUUUUCUUAGUCUAUCCCACCCUCUAGCUGAAUUUUUUCACCAGCAUACAGUUUAUAUUCUUGAUUGUCAAUAAACACUUGGUUUAUAUGCACUCCAAUCUAUAGUUUCCAAAUUAUGAAAUAUUUUUCUAUCUUUAAAACUCAGUAAUGUGCUAUUUUUGAUGUAUCAUUUCUGUGUGUUUACUGUAUAGUGUUACUUGGUUAAAAUCUCUAAAAAGAAUCAGGUCAUUCUUAGAGCUAGGUAAAUUUACUCCUACAUAGUAGAAGAAUGUUCUUUCUUUUUAAAAUUCAGUGUUAAUAUGAGCUGGUAUCACUAAAGUGACACCAAAUAUGACAAAAUAAAAUUAGGAAAAAAAAAAAAACUUUUGCCUUGAAUUUGUGAAUAAAAUACAGCUUCUAAUGAUUUCCCCCUAAUAACUCAAAUUUCCCGGUGUAUUAUGAGAUAGAUCUAAGGCUAGUUAUUUAAUUUCCAACACUUGUCAAAGGGGGCAGGGAGUGAAUUAUUUUACCUAACACUAGUUUGCUCUCUGUAGUAGCAGGUGAGGUCAGUAUUUUAAAAGCCACAAUACACAUCUUAUUUUCACUCUAGAGGAUACAUAAAAUUUUGAUAGUCUGUAGGAUGAAAAAAAAAUGCAGAGGUGUAAAUAAAGUCAUUUAAAGGGAGUCUUUUUUUUUUUUUUUUAAUGUCUUUCUCCCAUUCUGGGACCAGUGGCGACGGGUUUGGUUUGGUUUUGGUUAGUGCUUCCAGAAAUAAAGUCAAAAGGUAUUUAUUGAAACGUUCUUGCAUGUGCCUGUGUCCAGGAGUUUGAAGGAAUAAAAAUAAUUAUUAACUAAUUAAUUGAAGAGAAUGGUAUCUGAUCAUAGAGAAUUUGUCACUUUGAUAUGACAUAUCAUCAGAAAACUUAAGAUAACUUAUGUCAUUCAGAGGUAUUUUUUAGGUUAUCUAACAAAUGACAGAGUGGCCAUCUUUAAUAACUAUUGUUAUUACGAUCCUUUGGUUACAUAAAAUCAUGGCAGAUAUGGGGGAAAAACACGGCAGUGAUAGUCAUCAAUCUUACUAGGAAAAUGCUUUCAAAUCAAAUUGUUAUUCUUAUGAUUACACAUUGAUGUUCCGGCUAUUUAAUCCUAAAUUUUAAAAUUACCUUAUUAAGACAUUAGCCAUUCUAACAGGCGUGUUGUAUUUUUCAAUAAACAGCCUUUGGGCAGAAUUUCAUUCUUCUCCUUUGAUAAUUUGCUCUCCUAUGCACCAUCCCAUAGGCCUAAAAACAACAUGGUAACAAUUUUAUAAGUGAAUAGCCAUAAUUCAAACCUGUAUUGCAAGUUGAAUCUCAGAUCAGCUUGCUCUUAUACAAAAGGGAUAAGGAAGGGAUAGUAAUUUAAUUUUAUGUACAUAUGGUUUUAAAACAAAGUGUUCAAUGUUUAUAAGAAUAUCUUAUUUUCUAAAGAUGUGGUCCCUAGGGGCAAAAAAUGCAUCAUAAAACGUUUUCUUUAUAGUUUAAUUUCAACCAAAAUGCCAUCUUGAGCCAAUUUUUACACUAAUUUCCAGAUGUAUCUGCUACAUAUUAUUCGCUUCUAUGCAUGUUGCCUGAUGUAACUGUAUCUGCACUAAAACAAUUUACAUUAAAAGUCUCGAUUUAGGAUUAUUUAUAUGCCUCCACCUGGGCACCUGUUCAACAUUUGUAUAUAAUUCUUUUAGCAUCAUAAAUUUCAUUCAGUGAAAUGUUCUGGAAGAAAUUUAAUUAUAUAUGUUAAAAAAACUACACUUUCUGCUCAUGAUUUUUUUUUUUUUAGUUAUGUACACAACUCAUUUCUGAAGUUAUACCAAAAUUUGACUGUUGGCCAGGGUAUAACACAUAUGACAUUCUUUGACUUUAGUAGAGGUUUAACAGUCAGUUACAAACAUGGCCAAAAUGACACGGCUUUUUGGGAAGGAUCUUUGAAACCCAAAGCAAACUUUAAAAAGCUUUUGCCACAUUUUUCUAUGCUUAUUUAAUAAAUUCCAACCUUCUUUGUGAGUUUCUAUGUUUUUAAGUUGUGCGUUGCACUGCGCUAGCAUGUACCAGUCCACGGUAAAUUCUAAGAACUAAUGAAAUAGAACCUGUCUUGCGGUUCUAAACUAUUCAAUUUAUUUUAGGACUAAAGCUUGAAUGGAUCAAAGAACUUUAAAACAAUGAAUAGUCUAUGACUGAAUGAUCUACACUUGCCCCAUUUGGUUAUUUUUGAAUUAUUAUACGCUUUAUCUUCAAACUGUCUCUGGUUUAACUUAUUUUUCUUUUGCUGUCUGUUUUACAAGCAUUUUUAAACUCCAAUAUUCAUUUUUGGUGAUGUUUCAGUCUAAAGUGUUUAGAUUAUUUGGGUGAUCUUCCUUGCUUGGUUACUAUGCUACUCUAAGUCAGUUUGUAAGUUCCAGAGUUAUGUUUACAGCAAUAAAAUGAUGCAUAUAUCUCUAUUAUCUUUUUUAAAAAAUGUUUUAUUGUGUUUUAGGUGAAAGUUUACAGCAAACUAGUUUCCCAUUCAACAAUUUAUACACAAAUUGUUCUAAGACAUUCGUUGCUAUCCCCACAAUGUGUCGGCACUCUCCUCGUUUCCACCCUGCCUUCACAGUUUCCAUCCUUCCAGUUUCCCUGCCCUCCUUGCCAUCUCAGCUUUGCUUCUGGGCACAUGUGGCCCAUUUGGUCUCCUAUAGUUGAUUGUCCUAAGGAACAUGUUCCUCCUGGGUGUUAUUGUUUAUUUUUUAUAGGCCAGUCUAUUAUUUGGCUGAAAAGCGACCUUCAGGAGUGACUUCAGUUCCAGGUUAAAAGAGUGUCUUAGGACCAUAGUCUCAGGGUUCCUCCAGUCUCUAUCAGUCCAGUAAGUCUGGUCUUUUUUUAUGAA
Loxodonta africana (African savanna elephant) is the source of this 8278-nucleotide messenger RNA. RefSeq names its product desmoglein 1 (gene DSG1). Bases 1 to 3657 code for a protein of 1218 amino acids. NCBI's taxonomy places the organism in Eukaryota, Metazoa, Chordata, Mammalia, Proboscidea, Elephantidae. Gene Ontology annotation, cellular component: plasma membrane; desmosome. The transcript has 17 exons. Gene Ontology annotation, biological process: homophilic cell-cell adhesion. Gene Ontology annotation, molecular function: gamma-catenin binding; calcium ion binding. The record is from RefSeq and is a predicted model, not a curated record.